Messenger RNA from Sycon ciliatum, 3308 nucleotides. RefSeq names its product twitchin-like. The transcript is spliced from 16 exons. Lineage: Eukaryota; Metazoa; Porifera; Calcarea; Leucosolenida; Sycettidae. Gene Ontology annotation, molecular function: protein binding. The record is from RefSeq and is a predicted model, not a curated record. Gene Ontology annotation, biological process: cell-cell adhesion. The coding region runs from base 780 to 3038 and encodes 752 amino acids.
CCAGCCAAAAACACUUGUUGUUCUCCUGCUUCCUUUCCAACAAAUAAUUUUCCUUGGCACACUGGUAGGGAAAGAUGACAGUGAAAGGCGUUGUCGUCGCUUUUAUAUCAACCAGCUCAGCUGCGAGGAGCACUGCGUUGCUCUGCUACAUGCUAGACUGUUAGCGGUCUGUAGACUUAGUCAUGAAGUAGCGAUGGUGACGAUGGCUGCUGGCGGGUCCUUCAUGUCGUCCAGAACUACUUGAGACUACUCUCGUUGCUGAGUGCUAUACUCAUGGUUUGGUCGUACGGAGCCCCCUCUGCUCACAGCAUGGUGGAUCCGUCCGUGCCGCUCUGGCACUUUCGCUCAGCUGAGUUGCGUGCUCAACACAACAAUCUAUCCACUGCUUGCUAUACACUGGUCGACCGGUGCAACGCCGGUUCGCUAGUAAUAGCGUUCCCUGUAUCAUGUGUAUGUGAACGCACCGUCGACGUCCGGCACGCUAGCGACCCAGUUCAGCUCGGCCAUUCCACGCUAGUCGAUGGACGGCACGAAACUUACUGACGGUCCUAGAUUGCGUAGAGGCGACACAGUACGUACAGCGCGGUGAGAUACACCGGUUCAGCUGUGAGAUUCAGAUAGACCCAUCCUUCCCGGCCUCCUCACAGCCCACCGUGGUAUGGGUAAAGGGUGGACAGGGCGACGGGAAUGCUGCAGAUUUCCAGCCAAUCGAGGACGUACUGCCCGAAUUCGACAUCCCAAAUGCCACGUACCCAACUGAGAACACAGUGCGUGGUGAAAUGGAAGGAGAGUUCACCAACACCAGCGCAUUUGGCAACUAUGAGGCACGAUUCACAGACGCCACGGGCAGACUGUUUCACACGGCCAUGUUCACUGUUGUGGAAGCAAGUGUGCCAGAGUCACCUCGCCCUCUGGAGAACUCUGCAUUCCAGUCGGUGAUCAAGCUGGAAUGGCAGUCCAUUACUAGUCAACCACCUGUAACUAAUUAUGAGAUUGAGUUCCGUAAAGUAUCCCGUCUGGAUAACAGCACGUCUGCGUGGAGGACUAAUAACAACCCGGCCAGGCCAAACCCCUUUCAAAUUGCCCUCUUCAGUACGGUAUCACCGUUUUCAAGAUACCAGUUCAGGAUGCGCGCGCAGAAUGCAAUCGGCUUCAGUGACUAUUCAGGCAUACUCGUCGUCGAGACACUGCCAAAUUCCCCUAAGGCACCGGUACGUCUUCAGGUUGUGAACACGUCUCAGACCACAGUGACUCUACAGUGGCAGCUUUCCCCAGAACACCGGGAGAGCGAUGGCAUCAUAGAGUUCUACACGGUUGUGUACGAUACAGUCAACAGCACACAGAGUGGUGGCAAGCAAGAGCAACCUGUGCAAGUACCCAGAGUCAACAACAUCACCAUAGCAACCAUCACAGGUCUGACGAAGGGGACGGAGUAUGAAUUCCGAGUGAAAGGAUCCAACGGUCCUUACCAGACACCUCUGUCAAGUCCACUUCGGGUGAUGACUAAUAGCUCAGUCCCAGGUAACUACAGCUCGCUGAGCGUUGCUGCCAUCGGACAUAACUUUCUUCUUCUGGAGCUAGGUAACAUCGAUGAUGGCGGCUCACCACUAACAAAGCUCAUUCUGCACCGCCGAACAUCUAGAUUUGGUGUUGAGAGUGGUGAAUGGAUAUUGCACUCCACCAUCAUAUCUCCUGGUGAAGCCAGCCACGUCAUGGUUAGUGACCUGAGGGAGAACGCAACGUACCGCUUCCGUCUCAAUGUGCACAACCAGAACGGUAAAGGCAGACCGGCAAGCUUCACUGACCUCAUCACAACACUGGUACAGGAAGAUGUCAGUGACGUUGCCAAUGUCUCCUUUACCAAAGUCAGCCCGUUCUCGUUUCACGUGCACUGGCCGUCAGCCGAGUGCCCCACUAGACGCUCGCCAGUGGACGAGCGUUUCCGCACGAUGCGGAGCGAGUAUGGCGUGUGUACCCAUGACGAUGUGCUGAAUGCGGUCCGGCCGGUGCUGGGCUACGCUGUACAGUACAGACUCAAAGGUUCGUCAAAGUGGCUAGUGUCAGCCGCAGACCUCGCCGUUCUAACGAGUGCUGGCAGCAGUCUUGAUCACAUAAUAGGUCAGCUGCUAGAGGACACAGAGUAUGAAGUGCGAGUGCUGGCACGGGAUAUCUAUGGACCCAGUCCAGGCAUGGAGGUAUUCACUGUCAGGACACACAAGGGCACACCAUCGCGGCCACGCAUAGUCAAGCUAGAACAAGAUGGCGGCCGUGUGGUUGUACACUGGGAACUGCAAGCACCCGGAGACAACGAGUAUCCCGUAUCCACCAUCUAUGCCAAGCUAUUGGAUUCUGAGGGUAAAGUUCUUAAUCGCACUGAGAUAGCGGUGCGUCAAGGCUCACUAACUGGCACAGCACCUCUAGCUGGUCUACUGGCUAACCUACAGUACACGGUGGUGCUGGAAGGCAAGAACACGUUUGGACAGGCCACUGUCUCGCAGCAAUUCAAAUCGUCAGCGGAUGCGCCACCAUCGGGUACACCACCACCGGAGAUCCACAUCCACUCCACACGCAAGCCGUCGUCGCUAUCGCAGACUAAUCUCAUUAUCAUCAUAGUAGCUAGUGUACUGGCGCCGACCUUGCUGCUCGUACUCAAUCUCAUCAUGAUCUGUGCGUGCAGGCGGAGACGCGACCUGAACAGAAAGCGUGUGUGGAACGUAGAUAAUGUCACGCCACCACCACCGGCACAACCAUCACCUCCCCCGCCUGCAUGGUCGAUGAGUGCCGACAACGUCUCAAAGGUGGACCCUGCCGUGCCACCUGGUCUGGCUCAACGCAGUGCAUGGGAUAACCGUGUUCACACGCAGUCUGGAUUUGAGAGCACCACCAGUCUACCUGCCAUCAUGGAUACCCAAGAUAGGCGUGGAUUAGCCGAUCUUGAUGAAGAGACAGCGCACGCCUCAAACAUACCUACCACGUUCACCAGCUUUGGCGUCGACAGUCCUGAGCACCUACCACCGCCUCCGCUUGUCACGUCAUAGAGCUGAGCUACGCUUGAAUAGCUAGAACAAGUUUUAAUACACUACAAACAAAGUUUACCAACUAAAAAAUAAAAUCAAGUGUUCAUGUACAUAAUUAUAUCUAACGUGCUCUCUAAACUCGGCUAGCUGUGCAUCUAAUAUUAUGUGCUGUUUGUGUGAGUACAGUGUUUGAUUUUGUUUGUAUGCGAGUCCUCAUCAUCAUCAUUAUCCUAUGCACAAUGGUGCAUGUUGCCACCACACUAUUGGUGUUGAGAUAAAAAGUAACAUUGA